CACAAGUUAACUUUGCAAGGAAAAACACCAGAAAAUAAUAGCAAUGAACUACACAUAUAUUUCAGAAGGUAAUAAUGAAAUUAAUCUAAGAAUUGAGGAAAAUUUAAAAUAAAAUACCUGUGUGGCAUUUAUACCAAUUGUCACAAGAUGUCGCUACCCACUGAAAAUCAAAAUACUCUUUUCAGGCAAAGCCCCUCCCAGCAAUUCAGAAAGAACAAGAGACUGCAAGAAGCUCAGGGUGAUGGCAUGGAUAACUGCAGCGUAACAGUUGCCUAUUCCCCACCAUUUUAUGCUGACGCUGGAGAGUGGAUUAAUUUUUCCCCAAAGCAGGGAUAAAACCUACCGUUACAAUGUCUUUGAACCAAUGCCCCCUGGUGAAGAGCUGGCUGCUGCAGCUGAUUCUAAUCCACAGAGUCUGGUUGAUGGGGAGUGGGCAGCUCCAUUACUCUGUCCUGGAAGAAUCCCAGCAUGGCACCUUUGUGGGCCGCAUUGCCCAGGAUCUGGGGCUGCAGGUGGAGGAGCUUAUGCCUCGGAUGUUCCGGAUGAUAUCCCAAGGCCAUGAGGACUACUUAGAGGUAAAUGUCCAAAAUGGAAUUUUAUUUGUUAAUUCCAGGAUAGAUCGAGAAGAGAUGUGCGCCAAGAUCCUUGUAUGCAUGAUUCACCUGGAGGUGAUCCUGGAUAAACCCUUGAGAGUCUUUCAUGUGGAAGUAGAGAUCAAGGAUAUCAAUGACAAUGCUCCUAUAUUCCCAGCUGCUGGGCAAAACCUGAAUGUUCCUGAAUCUAGACUUCCAGGUUCAUCCUUCCCACUAGAGGGAGCUUCUGAUGACGAUAUCGGUUCAAACGCUCAUCUCAGCUACAAACUCAGUCCCAAUGAGUAUUUCACCUUGGAUGUUCAAAACAAUGAGAAGCAUGGUGAGUCUUUAGUUCUUGUGUUAAAGAAACCUCUUGAUCGAGAAUUAACUCACGUAUACAAUUUAUUGCUUACGGCCACUGAUGGAGGGAAACCAGAGCAAACUGGCACAGCUCAGUUGCUAAUCAGUGUGCUGGAUACAAAUGAUAAUGCACCCGUUUUUAAUCAGUCUGUGUAUCAAGUUAAAGUUUUUGAAAAUGCAAAAUUAGGAACAUUAAUAAUCUGUCUCAAUGCAACAGAUCUCGAUGAAGGAAUUAACAAAGACAUUAUAUAUUCCAUUCGAAGUGUUAACCCACAGAAUUUAGGUGCACUGAUUAGUUUAGAUUCAAGCAAUGGACAAAUCAUAUUAAAUGGAGAACUUGAUUUUGAAAGCAUUAAGUUAGGUGAAAUUGGGGUAGAGGCAACAGACAAAGGCUCCCCACCAAUGAAAGGACAUUGUAAAGUCCUGAUUGAGGUCUUGGAUGUGAAUGACAAUGCUCCUGAGAUAUCAGUCUCAUCACUGUCGGUGCCGGUGCCAGAGGACUCCCCACUAGGGACAGUGGUGGCCCUGCUCAGCAUUUCUGACAGAGAUGUUGGUGCCAAUGGGCAAGUAAGCUGCUCCUUGUGGCCACCUGGGCUCCCCUUCAAGCUGAUGUCCAACUUCAAGAAUUAUUAUUCACUGGUGAUAGCUCAGCCUCUGGAUCGGGAGAAAGUAGCUGAAUACAGACUGUUGGUGAUGGCACAAGAUCAAGGGGAGCCAUUGCUGUCAACCAGCAGCAGUCUGGUUGUGCCCAUCAGUGAUGUGAAUGACAAUGCGCCUACAUUUGCACAGCCCUCCUACAUGGUCUUUGUGAAGGAGAACAACCCACCGGGUGCUCACAUCUUCACGGUGUCUGCCUCAGACCUAGAUGUGGCUGAGAAUGCUCUGGUUAGCUACUGGAUGGAUGACAAGCUUUGGCCACUGACAAGCUACAUCUCGGUGCAUUCAGAGAGUGGGAAGGUCUAUGCCUUGCAACCCUUGGACUACGAGGAGCUGAAGCUGCUGGAGUUCCAAGUGAGGGCCAAGGAUGCUGGGCUGCCUUCCCUAUGUGGCAAUGUGACUAUUCAGGUCUUUGUGGUGGAUGAUAAUGAUAAUGCACCAGCAGUGUCUGAACCAGAGGAGGCUCCCAUCUUGCUGACAGUCCCACUGGAAGCUGGACAUGUAGUGGGAAAGAUCCGUGCCUUGGAUGCUGACUCAGGCUACAAUGCAUGGCUGCGCUAUGAAUUGCAUGAUGCCAAAAGUGGUCUUUGGCGCGUUGGGUUAUACAGUGGUGAGAUCAGUACAACCCAAGCCCUGGAUGAGACAGAAGGCGGCAGCAGCCAGAAUCUGGUGAUAGUAGUGAAGGAUCAUGGCAAACCAGUGUUGUCAGCCACAGUCACAUUCAGUGUAUCACUGAUAUCAAGUGCUCAGGCUGUUCGCACUGAUACCUGGCUUCCCAUGUUGGGAGUGAACUCAGGAUCCUUGGCGGACAACUCCAAUAUCUACCUGAUCAUCGCUAUUUGUUCGGUGUCCAGCUUGUUCCUGCUUGUGAUUAUAGUAUACAUGGCUCUGCGAUGCCAGUGUCAACCCAAGGAGCCCGUGAUGUAUGGCCCUGGCACAGCCACACUGGUUUGUGCCAGCGAAGUGGGCACCUGGUCCUAUUCAAAUCGCCACAGCCACAUCCUGGCAGCUCCAGCUGGGGAGGCUGGUGCCAGGAAUGACCUCAUGGUUUUUACCCCCAACGUACCAGUCUUUUCAGAGAAUGGGGAACUGCAGAAUGGAAAGGAGCUGGUCCCAAAUAUAUCUGGGCAGGUGAGAUGUAAUGAAAGUUUGCUUUCUUUAAUUUUUCUGAUGUGUUAUCAUGUGGAGUCACUAGCAACAUAAAAAGUAAAUUUUCCCAUUGAAAUUGUCUUAGAGAAUGAGAUUCCUGGUUCCCCCCAAGCGUGUCUUUUGGGGGGUUAUUAUGAUUAAUUUUAAACAAUUUUGCAUUUACUUUGUACAACUCUGUUUCAAAGUGAAAUUUGCAAUACUUGUUUAUGGUGUUGCUUAGAUAAUGUGGGACUUUUUUUGUUUUGCUGAAAUGGGAAAUUAUAUAGCGGGCUUAAUUUUUAAAUUUGUUAAUUCAUCUCUCGAUUCAUUAUUUUUCAUAGCUGAUAGAUGGCUGAGCUCAUUCUUCCGUCAUUAACUGCAACCACCUAAUAAGGCACCUAAGAAUUUUUUUAUCCAUUUCUGUGCAUUUUUGUUCUGUUGAUUCCAAGGCAAAUGCUGCUCAAAGAUUUGUAGACUUCAAAGCUUUACUUCAGAUAUUACCACUCUGUUUUAAUGUCCUCCUUUAAUGUCCUUUGUAGCUGUCAUAGCCAAGGGAGAACUGCUGUUCGGUGAAUGAAUGACUUAUUGUGAAUGAACACACAUCCACUGACAAGCUUAAGUCUGUAUUAAUUCAUAAUUUAGUGUCAAUCUAAGACACGAUUUGUUCUUUUUGGGGUGUAUUUUAAGAAAGGAUUAAAAUAAGGCAAGUGAAGGUGCUUAACUCUUUCCCCCUCCAGUUGCUUUUUCUGUUCCCCACUGUUGUUUUCUCUCUUGCAGAAUUCCAAAUGUAUGUUUGCAAUGGCAAAUGCUUUGGGGACUCCAUUCAGAGGGGAACAUUUGGCAGGGAAGGCAACUUAGAGUGAAGAAGUGAUAGAUGGGGUAAUAGUUAAGCAUGCCUUGUUUCUUUGCUCAGAAUUACCCCCUUAGAAAUAGCAUCCAUUAAUAAGGUUAAAAUACAGGCACACAUCCUUUUAUUGCGUUUCACAGAUAUUGCUCCUUAUGAGGAUAUGGGUGCAGCUGCAGGCAGCCUGGCUGCUUCCAGGGGAAGGGAGCCCCCCUCCCCACCAGCCACUGCCCCUCAUCUGGCCUUGGGAGUGGAACAGUCUAGGGCUGGAGCUGGGUUUUACCCCUCUUGCCCCUGCAGUUAGGCUUAAUAGAUGACAAUAUAGUGUAAACAUAACUUCAAUAUCACUGGGAAAUAAAAAAAGAAGUGUGACCUCCAUCAUUCUGCCCGGACACUGAGG
This is a messenger RNA of Zootoca vivipara (common lizard), 3961 nucleotides long. The record is from RefSeq and is a predicted model, not a curated record. Lineage: Eukaryota; Metazoa; Chordata; Lepidosauria; Squamata; Lacertidae.